AUGGACGCUGACCCUCCUGUUGCACAAUUUGUAUCGCCAGGCGCCGUGUCAAACGAGAGUACCUUUGACGAAUACGCGGCGAACCCUCGGUUUCAACAACUACAGACUGAGUUGCGUUCGUGGCUGUUCGUCGGAGCGAAUAGCCGCGCCCAUACUCGGGAGAAUAGCCCGAUUGCUCAGACACCCGAAUCUGAUCAAGGCAUCCCGGGAAGGCAAAGGCAGCCUGGACAUCAGCAUCUCUGGGAUCACGUCAGAGACAGUGCUGAUCAGAUCACCGUAGCAAGAAAGAUCAAGUACCUCCACGUGUGGACCACUGAAUGCGCCCCAUGGCUGGACAUGUUUGAUCAAGAGCGACACUUCGGACUACAGGUACCCAUUCUCGCGCAAGACUCGGCCGCCGUUUUCCACGCCUUGCUGGCGGUCGCGGCCCGCACGGCCGAGCGUCGAGGUGGCGUCGAAGGCUCACGCGACAGCCUCGAGUUGUAUUCGCAGGCUAUCUCAGCAUUGACCUCGUCCCUCGAUACCAAUGAACCCAAUGUCAUGGUGACCGCCUGCCUGCUUUGCGUGUUGGAGAUGAUGAGCGUCAGUCCGCGCGACUGGAGACGACACGUUGAAGGGUGCGCCGCACUGUUUGCCUCGUCCGGGGUCAAUGGAUUCUCGCGAGGUCUGUUGCAGGCCGUCUUCUGGUGUUAUGCUCGGAUGGAUCUCUGCGGAGCCAUAAUCGCCGACGGCGCGGAAGCCACAGUCCUCCCCAUCGACAACUGGGUUUUGCUGGACGGUCAUCAUCACCAUGAUGAUGAUCGGAUUCAUGGUUCUGAGGGACCCCCAAGACAAGCAAUUACCGAGCAGUUUCUCCAGAGAGGCCUCCAAUCACUCGACAUGUACGCCAACUAUGCAGUCUACUUAUGCGCCAAGGUUUGCGAUCUCCUUACUCGUCGGACCAGGUGCAUUGAACUCGGAGAAGAUAAUGGCUGCGAUUACGAGACCUUCGAGUCUGAAUGGAGCCAACUGUGGCAAGAGUUACAGAUUUGGGCCUCUGAGCGGCCAAAGGAGAUGACUCCCGUCAAGUCUACCAAGACCGGAACCAAAGGCUCACCAUUCCCAAGGAUCUUCUUCGCCCAUUGGGCGGCAAUAUCUAGCAAUCAGAUAUAUCACACCGCGUGCAUCCUGAUGCUCGAGAUGAAGAUCGGCAAAUUAUUCGACAAUCCAGAGCCCGUCCAUUCCGAACUGUGGCAUGCACGAAGGAUCGUGGGAAUAUCUUUGACCAAUCCACAUCCAGGCUGCAUCAACAAUGCUAUCCAACCUCUAUAUGUGGCUGGCAAGCUCUUUACACAUCGAGAGGAACAGGCCAUCAUCGCAAAUUUGAUUGACUCCAUCGAAGGCCGUACUGGCUGGGGCUCUCGUUGGCGCAUCAGAGAUCUCGAGGCAGUUUGGGGCUACCGUCGCGGUACAUUUACUUGA
Molecule: messenger RNA, 1461 nt
Organism: Capronia coronata CBS 617.96
Lineage: Eukaryota; Fungi; Ascomycota; Eurotiomycetes; Chaetothyriales; Herpotrichiellaceae
Exons: 1
Coding region: 1-1461 (486 amino acids)
Biological process (GO): positive regulation of transcription by RNA polymerase II
Cellular component (GO): nucleus
Molecular function (GO): transcription cis-regulatory region binding; DNA-binding transcription factor activity
Source: RefSeq, a predicted model, not a curated record